AUGCCAUUUCUUGGCCGGGAAAAGGGUCGUAGUCCGAGGGCUCGCAGGUCGGAUGACGAAUUCGUUGUGUUUCUUCAAGGAAUUCCUGCCCAUUGUCGAUGGCAAGAACUGAAGGACCUCGUCCGCCAGACGGCUUUACAUAUCAGACAGGCCGUUGUAUAUGAUGAUAGCCAUGGGUUCCCGACCGGCCUCGGACAGAUCAUUGUCAAGAAUGAAGAUGAAGCGUGGCGAACCUACCAUCGGCUCUCAACAAAUGGGUGGGAAGGCCAGAGCUUGGUUGUGACAUUGGCGCGCACCAGUGCUCCCACCAAGCCUAUCGCUGGGCCUACGCGAAGCCCCCCGGCCAUGAUACACUCGAGCUUCACUUCGGGUCAUUCUACGCCUCCUCGAUCCCAAGGCAAUACGGCCAUGCCUCCUUCACCCAUCUCACCAGAAUCUACACAGUCGACUAGUCCACCCUACUCUUAUCCCGAAUACGGGUCGAUGAUGGGACCCGUGCCGAUGACACCACAACAGUUCAUGCCCAUGAUGCCGGAUCCGAUGCAAUGCUUCCCGCCUUCCCCAAUGAUGCAAUGCUCAAUGUAUGAUGCGGCCGGUUGGGGAAUGAUGCCGAUGUAUCCCGUGUCGCCAAUCCAGCCUCUCCCUGAUACCCGAGGAGACAACCAUCACCCUCACCCACGCAAGCCAUGUUCAAAACAAACCAGUUCUAGUACGCCGCUGAGUGAUCUAGCCGACCGAGUCGUUUUGGUUGAGAACCUCAGCACUGCGUCCACCACCGCAGACCUGAGGAGCCUCUUGCAAGGCGCUGGGGUUGUGGAACAAUGCAAUGUGACAGUCACUGCCGACGCGGAUGGUAAACAAGCCCGAACUCAUGGCUCGGCAAUCAUGCAGACUAUCCAAGAUGCUAAGCGAACAGUGUCAACGUUGAAUAACUUGACCUUCAUGGGCUCCCGAAUCCGCGUCAAGCUGGACAAGCCCCCGAGCAUUUCACGCAGUGGAAGCUGGGAUGGGGCGAUGGCCGCUCAGGGGGACGCGCAUCCUGCAGUGGACCAAAACUCCGAGUGUAGCGAGUGCGGACAGGGUAUCUCUCUCAGUAAAUUACGGGAUGUUAAUCAGCCAUUGGUAGUCGAUGGGUCGGGUCAACAGAGUCGCUCAUUAGAGAUGCUGUCUACUUCGGCUCCCACGUAA
This is a messenger RNA of Penicillium argentinense, 1188 nucleotides long. Its product is annotated as Nucleotide-binding alpha-beta plait. Bases 1 to 1188 code for a protein of 395 amino acids. Gene Ontology annotation, molecular function: mRNA binding. Lineage: Eukaryota; Fungi; Ascomycota; Eurotiomycetes; Eurotiales; Aspergillaceae. The transcript has 4 exons. Gene Ontology annotation, cellular component: nucleus; cytoplasm; ribonucleoprotein complex. The record is from RefSeq and is a predicted model, not a curated record.